Pochonia chlamydosporia 170 is the source of this 687-nucleotide messenger RNA. Its product is annotated as AIG2 family protein. The transcript has a single exon. Bases 1 to 687 code for a protein of 228 amino acids. Gene Ontology annotation, molecular function: gamma-glutamylcyclotransferase activity. The record is from RefSeq and is a predicted model, not a curated record. NCBI's taxonomy places the organism in Eukaryota, Fungi, Ascomycota, Sordariomycetes, Hypocreales, Clavicipitaceae.
AUGGCUGAGGCAGAAGUAACGGCAGCGACAACGGGUCACGGUCCAUCGGGUGACCUUCGACGCGCCAAGUACUACUUCGCCUACGGCAGCAACCUUCACAUGAGACAGAUGCAGCGGAGAUGCCCCAACAGCAGAUACGUCGGCUUCGGGCGGCUGCCCAACUUUCGCUGGCAAAUCAAUGAGCGCGGGUUUGCCAACGUGGUACGAGCGGAGGGCCACUGGGUGGAUGGACUGGUGUACGAGAUUGAGGACACCGACGAGGAGAAGCUCGAUAUCAGCGAGGGUGUUUCCAAGGGUGCGUAUGAGAAGCAGCAUAUGCAGGUCCUGGUGAAGCUGGCGUGUUGCUCCCUCUAUCGCCGCUCGGUGCCGUGGAUCGUUGCCCGCGGCGGGCCAUGCAGCGUUCGCAAGAUUGCUAAACAUGGGCAUCGUAAGAUGAUUACUUCGAUUGCCAGAGAGACGGAGAAUGUGCUGGUGUACAUUAGUCUGGUGCAUGUGGCGGACAGCAGUCCCAGGGAGGAGUACAUCGAGCGUAUUAAUCGGGGGAUAAGAGACGCGGCGUCUCUGGGCAUGGAAGACGAUUAUAUUCGCAAUUGUAUUCGGCCGUUUGUACCAGAAUCAAGUGGUUCUAGCAAUGAAACUCCUACGCCUACACGACAAAAUUCGCCGAGGACAGCUGAAAACGAAUGA